This is a messenger RNA of Carassius gibelio (silver crucian carp), 1108 nucleotides long. RefSeq names its product 60S ribosomal protein L15. The record is from RefSeq and is a predicted model, not a curated record. NCBI's taxonomy places the organism in Eukaryota, Metazoa, Chordata, Actinopteri, Cypriniformes, Cyprinidae. The transcript has 4 exons. Gene Ontology annotation, molecular function: structural constituent of ribosome; RNA binding. Gene Ontology annotation, biological process: cytoplasmic translation. Gene Ontology annotation, cellular component: cytosolic large ribosomal subunit; ribosome. The coding region runs from base 440 to 1054 and encodes 204 amino acids.
UGAGGAGCGUAGCGCUGCGGAUGUCACGCCGGGGUUUAAACCGUUUCUGUCAAAACUGAACUUCUCAUUUGUUAUCAAAAUUCAUUUUUGGGAAUUACAUUUGUUAAACUUACUUUAAUCAUUGUCCGUGGCUUAAGCGUUAAAUUGUUUAAACGUUGAUAUCUGUAUCAUGCCCAAACUUAACAACACACCGCUGCUGGGAUUCUAGUACUUCGAGUUAACGUUACUCCUCAAGUUCUCCUAAAGCUGUUUAGUCUGAGAUAUCAAACCGUAUGAUGUUACUCAUUCUAAAAUUAAUUUCUACACACUUGUUAGAAGUCAGAUCUGUGACCUGUUGUGUUGUUGAUUAAAAAAAAAAGCUACACGGACAUCAAGAGUCAAGUUCAGAUGUCUCUGACGGUUAAGAUGACGUGCAGAACCUAUUCAAACGUGAGGCAUCAUGGGAGCGUACAAGUACAUGCAGGAGCUCUGGAGGAAGAAGCAGUCGGACGUGAUGAGGUUCCUGCUGCGUGUGAGAUGCUGGCAGUACCGUCAGCUGUCGGCCCUCCACCGGGCCCCGAGGCCCACCCGACCCGAUAAAGCCCGCCGGCUGGGAUACAAGGCCAAGCAAGGCUACGUCAUCUACCGCAUACGUGUGCGCCGUGGAGGCCGCAAGCGCCCCGUGCCUAAAGGAGCCACCUACGGCAAACCCGUGCACCACGGCGUCAACCAGAUCAAGUUUGCACGCAGCCUGCAGUCAGUAGCUGAGGAGCGUGCGGGCCGUCACUGUGGAGGUCUGCGGGUGCUCAGCUCAUACUGGGUGGGUGAAGACUCCACAUACAAGUUCUUCGAAGUGGUCCUCGUUGACACCUUCCACAAGGCCAUCAGACGCAACCCCGACACACAAUGGAUCACCAAGGCUGUGCACAAGCACAGGGAGAUGCGCGGGCUCACGUCAGCCGGCAAGAAGAGCCGUGGUUUGGGCAAGGGUCACAAGUUCCACCUCACCAUCGGCGGCUCUCGGCGCGCGGCCUGGAAGAGACGCAACACCCUGCAGCUGCACCGUUACCGCUAGACGACGCCGGCUACAACUGUACAUUUGCCCAAAUAAAGUACCUUUGUAUCCAAA